AUGGUGAAGGAGGCUCAAUCUGUUCUCAAUAUUUGUUGUGCCUCUCUCCUCAGUGAAAUGCUGUCAUUCUUGCAAUUUGAAACUGGCGAACCAAGUAAGCAAAUUGUCAACUUUUGUGUUAAAUGUGCAGCUGAUUUCGGCUCUAUUGAAUUGUGUAAAUACUUGUUAGAAAAAUGUGACCUAAUCAACCAACAAUUCGAUGGUUGUUUAAAGACCUAUAAUGUUUGGAUUGAAGAUUUAAAGAAACGAAUUAAGAAUGAUAGAGUUAUUGGAACAAACUAUCACAUCGAUAAGAAAUCUGUCCACAUUUCUCCUCAAGAGGAUGAAUCUUACUAUGAAGCUGAAAUUGAAGAAAGCAAGAGAAACUAUCCUCAAUUCCUCUCCCUACGAGCAGCUUACGCUUCGGAUUUUAUAUAA
Naegleria gruberi is the source of this 417-nucleotide messenger RNA. RefSeq lists its product as uncharacterized. Bases 1 to 417 code for a protein of 138 amino acids. NCBI's taxonomy places the organism in Eukaryota, Heterolobosea, Eutetramitea, Acrasida, Naegleriidae. The transcript has a single exon. The record is from RefSeq and is a predicted model, not a curated record.